CCAAUUCUCCUCACACCGCAACAUUACAUCUGCCUACCUGCAUCUACCAUCCUCGCUCUCUAUCACAAUGAAGUCCAUCGCAGCCGCCGCCACUCUCCUCAGUCUCCUCCACGGAGCCACCGCCUCCAUCACCUGGGGCACCAUGUGCACCGGCACCGAGUUCACGGGCACCUGCACAAACUACCAGAGCACCAACGUGAACCAAUGCAUCUCCUUCGCCGGCAAGGACGCGAGCUGGAAUGAUAAAGUCCAGUCCGUCAGCGUGUGGGACGGCAAUGUCUGCACCUUCUGGAUCGAUGUUGGCUGCAGUGGCUCCAGCAGCGGAGCGCUGGAGGGGGCGUUUGCCACCAUUGGGCAGCCUAAGCAGUGGAGUUCGUUCGCCUGCAACUAUGCCUAGGCGUGGUUUGUCGAGUCUGCAGGCCUGCUGUGCUUGUGGGUAUAGAAGGAGUGGGGCGCCGAGGUGGGGGGAAGAAGGCUGUUAAGGGACCGCUUAGCG
Molecule: messenger RNA, 496 nt
Organism: Aspergillus aculeatinus CBS 121060
Lineage: Eukaryota; Fungi; Ascomycota; Eurotiomycetes; Eurotiales; Aspergillaceae
Exons: 3
Coding region: 68-397 (109 amino acids)
Source: RefSeq, a predicted model, not a curated record